Salmo salar (Atlantic salmon) is the source of this 939-nucleotide messenger RNA. The record is from RefSeq and is a predicted model, not a curated record. NCBI's taxonomy places the organism in Eukaryota, Metazoa, Chordata, Actinopteri, Salmoniformes, Salmonidae.
CAGAGAACACACACAGGAGAGAAACCUUAUAGCUGUGAUCAAUGUGGGAAGAGUUUUACUACAUCUGGCUAUCUGACUUUACACCAGAGAACACAUACAGGAGAGAAAGCUUUUAGCUGUGAUCAAUGUGGGAAGAGUUUUACUACAUCUGGCUCUCUGACUAUACACCAGAGAACACACACAGGAGAGAAACCUUAUAGCUGUAAUCAAUGUGGGAAGAGUUUUGUUACAUCUAGCAGUCUGACUAUACACCAGAGAACACACACAGGAGAUAAACCUUAUAGCUGUGGUCAAUGUGGGAAGACUUUUACUCAGUCAACCAACCUGAUAUCACACCAGAGAACACACACAGGAGAUAAACCUUAUAGCUGUGCUCAAUGUGGGAAGAGUUUUACUACAUCUGGCUCUCUGACUUUACACCAGAGAACACACACAGGAGAGAAACCUUUUAGCUGCGGUCAAUGUGGGAAGAGUUUUGGUCAUUCUGGGGAUCUGACAGUGCACCAGAGAACACACACAGGAGAGAAAUCAUAUAGCUGUGGUCAAUGUGGGAAGAGUUUUGGUCAAUCUGGCCAUCUGACAUUACACCAGAGAACACACACAGGAGAGAAACCUUAUAGCUGUGGUCAAUGUGGGAAGAGUUUUACUCAGUCAACCAACCUGAUAUUACACCAGAGAACACACACAGGAGAGAAACCCUAUAGUUGUGAUCAAUGUGGGAAGUGUUUUGUUCAAUCUGACCAGCUGACAGUACACCAGAGAAUACUCACAGGACAGAAACCCUAUAGCUGUGAUCAAUGUGGGAAGAGUUUUACUACAUCUGGUUCUCUGACUGUACACCAGAGAACACACACAGGGGAGAAACCUUAUAGCUGUGAUCAAUGUGGGAAGAGUUUUGGUCAAUCUAGCCAGCUGACAUUACACCAGAGAACACACACA